Molecule: messenger RNA, 680 nt
Organism: Exophiala viscosa
Lineage: Eukaryota; Fungi; Ascomycota; Eurotiomycetes; Chaetothyriales; Herpotrichiellaceae
Product: 60S ribosomal protein L12
Exons: 5
Coding region: 72-575 (167 amino acids)
Biological process (GO): translation
Cellular component (GO): ribosome; cytosolic large ribosomal subunit
Molecular function (GO): large ribosomal subunit rRNA binding; structural constituent of ribosome
Source: RefSeq, a predicted model, not a curated record
AUUUGUUGUUUCGACGAGUCAAGACAACCUUCCAACACCUCGAGAAAGACAGACUACCUUUCGCACUCGCCAUGCCUCCCAAGUUAGAUCCCAAUGAGGUGAAGAUCAUCCACCUCCGUGCCACCGGUGGUGAGGUUGGUUCUUCAGCAACCCUCGCUCCCAAGAUCGGUCCUCUCGGUCUGUCGCCCAAGAAGGUCGGUGAAGAUAUUGCGAAGGCUACUGGUGACUGGAAAGGUCUCCGUGUCACCAUCAAGCUCACCAUCCAAAACCGACAAGCCGCUGUCUCCGUCGUUCCCUCCGCUUCUUCCCUCGUCAUCAGAGCCCUCAAGGAACCUCCCCGGGACCGAAAGAAGGAGAAGAACAUCAAGCACUCCAAGUCCAUUCCUCUCGAUGAAGUCGUCGAGAUUGCCCGCACCAUGCGCGGUGCUAACAAGUCUCUUGCCCGUGGGCUGAAAGGAACCGUGUUGGAGAUCCUCGGAACAUGCUUCAGUGUUGGCUGCCAGGUUGACGGCCGAUCACCUAAGGAGCUUAGCGACGAGAUUAAAGAGGGAAACGUUGAGGUUCCCGAAGAGUAGACAUUUUUCACUGCUGAGGAGGCUCAAAACGAACACACAUAGUGUGAUGAUACCCAUGAUCAUGUCAAGCACAUGAAAAAAUGAAUCAGAUUCCUCAACCAACCU